UUUUGAUGAAAUUUAUAUUUGUAAUCGAUUUUCUAAUAGUGCGCAUUCUCUUUUAUUGCUGAAAUAUCAAGUUUGUGUCGAUCGAUCACGCCGCAAAUCGAUACAUAUUAUUGAUUGGCAUGCCACAAUUUGCUGAGAGAAAAUGGAUGACAACUGCUUGUAUUGUCUUGUUCAUCAGACAUUCGAUUUUUCUUUGAUUUUUGGCGAUAUUGGGCUCGAACGAUGCGUAUGCCAUCAGCUUACGAAGAAACAAAAGAAAUUCGUAUCCAUCCAUGCCAAUUUCAUAGAGUUUAUGAUAAUCGGGCACUUUUUAAUGCUUAUCAUUCAGUAUUUCGGAACGGAAGAUAACGUUAUCGCCUGCAGCCCGAUUGUCAACACAGGUGGAAAAGAAAACGCUCCUUUUUUGAUUGGAGUGUUUGGCUGUAUAUCAUUGAGUUCUUUUCUUAUAAUUCGAAAUGGCAGGAGAGAAAAAUUAUCUUUUACACUGGAGAUGUCCGGAUAUGAAGGAGAGAAAGAAAAAAUCCGGCUCUAUCAACGUAUCGCGCAUUUUUUUAUUGCCAUCUCUUAUGCCUUUGUGCUGUUUUUGGUUACUUACAUCAGUUCCGUUGUCAUUUUCAAAAAAGUAGAAAUGAAAUCAAGCAGUUUCAGAGCUUUCGCCUGUUCUGUAGUAAUGCAAAUCAGUUCAAUGUAUGAAUCUACGUUAUGGAUGUGGUUCGUAUCAUCAUGCAUAUUAUGUGGCGUAAUCUUGAUGCGGAGAUUCCACACCUUGUCUGUAGAGCUGCAACGAGCAAAAAUCCAAUGGCCGAAGAAGAAUAUCAACGAUUUGAUGUCUAAACACUUGGAGCUUUGCGAAUUCAUCUGGCAUGUCAAUGAACACUGGAACAAGUAUGUGUUCUUUUUGUAUGGAAUUGCCCUGUUCCUUCUAUCUUUCCUCAUCUAUGCAUCGAUUUUCGGAGAAUUCACUUUGUAUCUUCAGAUUAUGUUGUGCUUUGCCACAAUACUUCUAGUCAUUGUAGUGACUGUCUGCGCUUUUGCACUUUCUCGGAUCGUGAUUGCGCUUUAUGAUUCCUUUCAAGAGAUCAGAAGAUUCGGCGCAGCCUCUCAUUCAUUGGCUGACAAGCUUAAGGUAUUGGAUUUUAUGAAGAAAUUUCAAGAAAAUAAAAUUGGAUUCAGCUGUGGUGACUGCUUCAUCCUGUCGAAGGAAUCGCCUGUUCAGGUGUAUAACAACUUCUACAGCAUAUUCAACAUACUGCUGCAGAUCAGAGAAAUACUAAUAGGAAAUACAUCUUCAUCUUGUACACCUGCUAAUAGCACAAACAGUUCUCGUAAUUUUAACAUUUCUAACGCGUUAGAAUAAAGAUCGUCAAAAUAUCAAUCCAAUAGAAAUAAUGAAAAUCACUAUAUUAAUAUUUCGCUUUCACCUGAUUAGAUUCUUAUCCUAAAUUUUGAAAAUAGGUUUUUAUGUAUCAGCAUUAGUUCACAAGUGUUAAUAAAUGAAGU
Messenger RNA from Centruroides sculpturatus (bark scorpion), 1500 nucleotides. RefSeq lists its product as uncharacterized. The coding region runs from base 143 to 1357 and encodes 404 amino acids. The transcript has 4 exons. Lineage: Eukaryota; Metazoa; Arthropoda; Arachnida; Scorpiones; Buthidae. The record is from RefSeq and is a predicted model, not a curated record.